GACCCAUGCUGCAACAAUGUUGGCGGGUCAGCCAUUGCAUACAUGAUCCGGAGCGUGUACUCCAAAUGUCUUGCAACUGCUGCAAAAGCACACAUAUCUGCCAAAUAAUAUGUAAUGCAGUGAUUAGAAAUUUCAUAUGUAAUGCAACUUUAGAGUGAUAAGAAAUAUAAAUAAAAUCAACCUUUCGUUUGAGUCAGAUGUCGUUGUGCAAUGGAUUUAGGCAGACCCUCCCAGAUGUAUGUGUUAGGUAUUGGUCCGGUUCUUUCCCUAAGCCCGGUUCAUUUGAGAUUAUCCUUGGCCCAUGUCUUUAUUCUUUCUUCCGCACCGCUUUCCUUGUGCGUCAUUCUCUUCUGCUUCGUGUGAGCCUUCGGUUUCAACCUUUAUGGUAAGUUACCAUUUUUGAGUUUUGAGCUUAGCCUAUUUAAUCUCUCUUGUCCGCUUCAAUUAGGGUGUGCCGAAACCCUUGCUUCUCUGAUUUCCGCCUCUCUGUGGGUGCUCGGUUGAACUGGCCGGAAAUAGCCUGCUGGCUGAUGCCCUCUCUCCCCUUGUUGAUCCUAGUGUGUGAAAUUCAUCCUUUAUGGAUGAAAGUGGUUGAGACCUGAGCUGGAUUCUUCUCCUUACAGUGGUAUCAGAGUCAUUGGAGGUUUGUCGCCGCCACGCCGUCGCCUACCGUCGCCUCGCCGCCGUCUGGAGUCGCCUGCCACCGGUCCAGAAGAGUUCAAGCGCCGUCCAGAGCUUCUGCCGCCUCAGGAAAGCUGCUGCCAGCCUCGGUCCUGCUGCUGCCGCCUUCCAGGGAGUGCUGCCGCCGUCCAGUCCGCUGCUGCCGUGCUCUACAGCAGCCCACGCUGCCUACGGUAAGUCGGGUAACCCAACCUCGGGUCCCGCUCAGGUAAAUUGGCGAUAACCACCCUUGGUGUACCGGAGUGUCACCGGAUUUAUUUCCCCCCGCUCCGCCGCUGUAGACCUGCGUGGUCUUGGAUGCCGGCUGUGCCCGGCCCCAGGUACGUUUACUAAUCCUUUGUGUGAUUAUUUAUUCGUAGUUCAUUCUUUUUAAGUUCAAGUUUAAAUUGCAAUAACUUGUUUGUUUAAAUUGUGAUUACUUGUUGGUUUGUGAUUAAUUUUUUUCGGUGAAGAAUAUUUUGUUUGGAUACUCGUUGUCCAAAAUUGUGAAUAUUUCUUCCGGUUUAAAUUUAAUCACGUGUUGGAUUUUUUAUUUUGAUUUUUUCUGUUGAUUGAUUCGUGGAUAAACUCUCCGGUUAAGAAUAUUUGUUUGGAUACUUGUUGUCCGAAAUUGGGAAUAUUUCUGUCCGGACUAGUUUUAAAUCCCGUUUCUUUGUUUGUUGAUUUGCGUCAUAACUUGUUUUCUGUCGCUGCUUUUGAGGGUAGUGGGCUUGAGGGUAAAUGGGGAAAUGGGUGCAUGAAAGUUUUGAAAAAUUCCCUUGUUUUGUUUAAGGCAAAAAGGUCAAUAAUUUGUAUGUGUGCCAUGCUCAGCCUUUCUGUGAUUCUGCUCAUGUUGUUAGUUCUGAUAAAACUGCUUUGUGGCAUAAUAGAUUAGGACACAUGAGUAAUAAGGGUUUAGAGAUUUUGCAUAAAUCUGGUUGUUUUGGUAAGGAUUAUGUGUCCUCCAUCCCUUUCUGUGAAUCUUGUGUGUUAGGCAAGCAGCAUAAGGUUACAUUCCCCUCUUCCCCUUAUCCUAAUCCCACUAAGUGUACCUCUGUGUUAGAGUAUGUUCAUGCAUAUGUGUGGGGUCCUGCUAGUGUCUCUACCCACGGGGGUAAGAGAUAUUUUCUGUCCAUUAUCGAUGAUUUUUCUAGGAAGGUGUGGGUCCGUCUUCUUGAGCAUAAGUCCGAUGUCUUUGUGAAAUUUAGGGAGUGGAAAACCCUUGUAGAAAAUCAAACCGGUAAGAUGGUCAAAACCCUUAGGACCGAUAAUGGAUUAGAGUUUUGCAAUAAGGAUAUGGACCAACUCUGUGUUGAUUGUGGGAUUAGAAGGCACAAAACUGUGCCCUAUACUCCCCAACAAAAUGGGAUAGCCGAGAGAAUGAAUAGGACUGUUCUAGAUAAGGUUAGGAGUAUGCUUGCUACCUCCGGUUUGUCUAAAAAGUUUUGGGGUGAAGCGGUCAAUACUGCUGUCUACUUGAUUAACCGGUCUCCUUCUGUUCCCUUGAGUGGGAAAUGCCCUGAAUUUGUUUUUUCAAACAAGCCCCUUGAUUUGUCUAAUCUUAUAGUGUUUGGGUGUGCUGCGUAUGUGCAUCAACAAGGUGACAAAUUGGAUACUAGGUCUAAGAAAGGAAUCUUCUUAGGUUAUCCUCAAGGUGUGAAGGGGUACAGGGUUUGGGAUAGAAACCAGGUAGGUUUCAAGGUUGUGGUAAGUAGAAACGUUGUUUUCAAUGAAUCCGAGUUCCCUUGUCUGGUUAAGUCAGUUCCUGAUUCUGAGUCAAGCCCUAGUAGUACAUCAUGAUUCUUCUGAAUUGCAUGAUUUUUCUGAAUUGCAUGAUUCUUCUGAGCAUGAUAAUACCACCACUUCGAGUGAGGUGGAUCAUUCUCAUGUGCAUUCAAAUGACAAUGAAUCGCAUGAUGAGAGUGCUGAUUCUAGUGAUAAUGAUUUGCAUGAUUACCAACUUGUUAGAGAUAGAAGUAGGAGAAAAAUUAGGAGAACUGCUGAUAGCAUGCCUGAUUUUGCUUUCCAUGCGUGUGAUACUUUUAUGUUUGCUUUCUCUGUGUUUGAGACCCUUGAGCUUAACGAACCUAAAACCUAUAGGGAGGCCCUUAAGUCUAAUGAGUCCGCUAAAUGGAUUUGUGCCAUGGAGAGUGAGAUGGAGUCACUUAGAGCGAAUAAGACUUGGACGUUAGUUCCUAGACCGCCCAAUAGUUCCGUAGUUGAGUGUAAGUGGCUAUUUAAGGUUAAGGAAGAGCCUAACGACAUUAGAUAUAAGGCUAGGUUAGUAGCUAAGGAUUUUACUCAAAAAGAAGGUGUUGAUUAUGCUGAAAUCUUUGCUCCUGUUGUUAAAUUCACUACGAUUAGAAUGAUGCUUGCUCUUGUUGCUCAUAAUGAUUGGGAAAUGAAGCAAAUGGACGUCAUCACUGCUUUCUUGCAUGGUGAUUUAGACAAAAAAAUCUAUAUGACCCAGCCUGAGGGCUUUGUGGAUCCCAUGAAGAGUAAUCAUGUGUGUUUGCUUAGGAAGGCCUUGUACGGCCUGAAGCAGUCCCCGAGGCAGUGGAAUAUCAAAUUUGACCAGUGCAUGUCAUCUUUGAAAUUUCACAAGUCCGAGUGCGACCAUUGCCUAUACUUUAAAAAUACUUCUUCUGUGCCUGUAUUUUUAUUGCUUUAUGUGGAUGACAUGUUGAUUGUUAGUCCUUCGGGUGACGCCAUUAAAGGUGUGCAAAAGCGUCUCAGUGAGAACUUUGCAAUGAAAGACCUAGGUGAUGCCAAGAGGAUCCUAGGCAUUAACAUUGUUAGGGAUAGGAGUAAGCGUGUGUUAGUACUCAAUCAAAUUUCAUACAUUGAAAAGAUUUUGAGUAAAUAUAACAUGCAAUUCUGCUACUACCGUCUCUAUUCCUAUGGCGUCCCACUUUGUGUUAAGUAAGGAUCAGUCCCCCAAGACUGCUUCUGAAAUUGCUAAAAUGAAAUAUGUGCCUUAUUCCAAUGCUAUUGGGUCUGUGAUGUACCUCAUGGUGAGUACUAGACCCGACAUUGCCUAUGCUGUUAGUUGUUUGAGUAGGUAUAUGUCUAAUCCUGGUUUGCCUCAUUGGAAUGCUCUUAAGUGGUUGCUUAUGUACUUGAAAUCUACUGUUAAUCAUGGGUUGGUUUUCACUAGGUGUUCUGAGGGUGUUAAGUUGAGUGGGUAUGUGGACUCGAAUUUUGCUAACGAUAGAGACAAUAGGAAAUCCACUACCUCUUAUGUGUUUACCCUUUGCGGGUCUUGCAUUAGUUGGAAGUCUCAACUUCAACCCAUAUUUGCCCUUUCCACUACUGAGUCUGAGUAUGUGGCCGCUACCGAAGCUUUCAAGGAAGCCAUUUGGCUUAAACGUCUCCUAACGGAGAUUGGUAGUCUUAAUCAGGAUAUUUGUGUGUUUUCUGAUAGUCAAUCUGCUAUUCAACUGUGCAAAAACCCUGUUUUUCAUGAUAGAACUAAGUAUAUUGAUGUUAGAUUUCAUUUUAUACGUGAUAUUGUUAGUGCAGGUGAUAUCAAGUUGAUUAAAAUUCCAUCUGAAUUUAAUCCUGUUGACAUGGGGACUAAAUGUCUCUCUGUCGAAAAGUUGUUGUCGUGCAAGCGCACGUUAAACAUUGAUUGCGGUUAAGUUGCCUGGUGAUCUUACCCCUUUGCCUGAAUGUGUCUUUGUGAUCAUUCGGGCAAUCCAGCGAUGAUGAGUCUCAAAUUUGUGUUAGAGUUUUGACUCUUAAACCACUAUGGUCCAAUAAGGUGGACAAUGUGUUAGGUAUUGUUCCGGUUCUUUCCCUAAGCCCAGUUCAUUUGAGAUUAUCCUUGGCCCAUGUCUUUAUUCUUUCUUCCGCACCGCUUUCCUUGUGCGUCAUUCUCUUCUGCUUCGUGUGAGCCUUCGGUUUCAACCUGUAUGGUAAGUUACCAUUUUUGAGUUUUGAGCUUAGCCUAUUUAAUCUCUCUUGUCCGCUGCAAUUAGGGUGUGCCGAAACCCUUGCUUCUCUGAUUUCCGCCUCUCUGUGGGUGUUCGAUUGAACUGGCCGGAAAUAGCUUGCUGGCUGACGCCCCUCUCCCCUUGUUGAUCCUAGUGUGUGAAAUUCAUCCUUUGUGGAUGAAAGUGGUUGAGACCUGAGCUGGAUUCUUCUCCUUACGGUAUGUGUGGGGCGCCAUCUUCAAUUAAAGGCAGACCUAAAAAACGCCACACCUUGGGGGGUAUAAGUGUAACAUAAUUGAAAGUGGUGUGUGUUUGCUAUCGAGGGCGUGUGACUAGAUUUUCUCUCAGAAACAAGGCUAUAGAUGACAUGAGAUUCAGUACCACUGAAGUAUUCUACGUUAGACAAUUAGUUCGUAUGAACAUAAUUGAUGUUGAUGAGGAAUCUGGUUGACUAACAAUGUCCUGGCAGCAAUCAUUAUUAUGCGUUACAACUAACGUUUCAUUUAUUCAAGGGCGUUUCCUUUCAGAAAUACAUGAAUGUCAAGCUUCUGGCAUGGGACUCCCCAAAUCUUGGAAUGAGAUGGGCUGAGAAGUUUGCUAUUGGUAGCAUUCUACUGGGAAAAGUUUAUGAAAUAAAGGAGUUUGGUGCUGUACUCAAAUUUAAGAACCAUGGACUUCAUGGUGAUGUUGCUAGAUUUAUUUCAGAAUACCAGUGGUGUGGAACCAAUGUGGAUCUGGACUUUACUAUUCAGGCUACUGUAAUUGAUGUCUCCAAGAUAGAGUACCUCUUUGAUAUCAGAAAUUGUUCGUAAGCAAGCAGUUGCUGUUUUCUGUAAUGCAGCACGUUGUGCUUUAUCCUCCCCAGAUUAUGAAGGAAUCAAGCUCACUACGAAGAAUCUUAGAAACACAUCUGUCCUUUUGAAAAGAUAUACGUGGGGGAGGUUAGCGGAUGAAUACAGAAAUUGUCAUUUCAACUGUUCCAUCGGCUUGUAUAAAAGCUUCAAAUUGAUUUACCCGGCCGGGUAUGUGAAAGAAUUUUGUUCUGGUUACGAUACCCGCCUUGGUAUCUACCCGGGCAUGUUAUUCUAAGGUGUUACCCGGCAGGGUAUAACGGGUGAUCCGACCGGGUAUGCGAGAAAUUUAAUUAAGGGCUUAGUUUUUGGGCAUGCGGCUCUAAUCAUUGUUUAGGUUUUCUUAAACCUAUUUAAUCACAUCUUAUGUACGUGUAAACCCUGACGCCGACAUAAUAAUAAGGGUUUUUUACAAGAAUAUUACUAAAAUAAAGGGUUUUUUACAUAUUUAUGUAAAAAAUGAUCAAAUUAUAUUUUUGGUCAUAUUUAUGUAAUUAUUUCAUUUAAAAAUGAUCAAAUUAUAUUUUAGGCAACAUGAAUAAUUACAUAAUAAUGACCAAAAUAAAGAUGAUUUACAAAAAAGAAAUUAUAUUAAAUGGGACUAAAACAUGGUUAAAACUCUAAAAUAGGACUUCAAGUUUUAAAUUGCCUAAAUAGGACUAAAGAUUACAUUUUUACCCCUCAUUAACCUAACCCUCUGCAAUCGAUCGCCAAUUUCAUCUUCCUCUAAGCCAUUCAUCUUCCGCGAUUCUUUACUCCACCAUGGCCGCACUCCGCCAUCGAUCGUAGCCUCAUAACACCAUAGCUCUGCCGUCGACGACCUCUGCUGCAAUAGCCAAGACAGGUAUGUACUCUUCUUCUUCUUCUUCCUCCCCCUCCUCCCCCUCCUCCUCUUCUUCUUCUUCUUCCUAGUUUUCUGCUUUUUUUAUUAGUUUUUUAUCAAUCAAAUUUUAAAUAAAAUUUUGAAUUUUGAAAGUUCCAAAUGAAGAUAUAUCUGAACAUGAAUUUUUUGUUAUCAAUUUUGAUUAAUUUGAUUCUCAAAAUGCUCUGACUAAUGAUUCCAGAAAAUGCCACUUUUGAAUAGUAGAAUGUCAUUAUUAAUGGGUAUUUUUAAAAAAUGUCACUUUUAUGUCAUUACGGUAUUUGAAAAUGUCAUAUUGAGAAUGCCAUUUCUCUAUACGAAAUUGUCAUUAUUGUGUCAUUAUGCAUAUUAAGUGGCAUUCUCGCAUAUGAAGUGUCAUUCCUCAUGGAGGUAUGCAUUAACUCAAUUCAGAGCAAAUCUUUGUUGGAGAGUGAUGGCAGCGUACUAGCUGAGUGCUGGCGGUGGUGGCAGACUUCAUGGAUGGUGGCAGAGGUGCCAAUGGUGGAGGCGUCGACUCCAAACAUGCGCAUACGCACACCUGCGCAACAAGGGGAAGGGGAAACCUGCGCAGAAAGGGGAAGGGGAAACAUGCGCAACAGAGACUUGGUGUGCUUAAUUUUUUCAUUAGGGGUAUUUUCGUCAGUUUAGCUCUUUUUAGUCCUAUUUUUGUCCAAUAAAACAUAGUAGUCCUGUUUUUACAAUUAUACAUUCUUUUAGUCUUAUUUAGGAAAAUCUCUCUUUACAAAAAUAUGACUAGUGACUAGAGUAGUAAUGAAAUCAUAGUAAUUCAUGUUCAAGUUUUGAGUUUAAGUUAUCACAACACCACAUUAUAGUAAUGAAUAGUCAUAUUUAUUAAAUAUGUUUUGUUUUAGUAAUAUUCUUGUAAAAAACCCCUUUUAAAUAUAUUCAUGGCUUGCAAAAAGCAAUAAUACACUAAAGUAAGGGAAAAUAAUAAAAAUAUUACUUUGAUACUUUUGGAAGAAAAAUAUAACUAGUUUUUUUUUUUAAAUUGUAACUAAUCUUUAUUUAGUUAAAACAAUAGUGUUUGUGGUUGCUGCUUGAAAUCGUAGUCGCCUGCGACAACUAAAACAUGAAUAAAAUUCAUAAAUAGGAUUGUCAAUGUUUUAUUCUCAAAAUAAGACUCAUUCACUCCUAUUUUAAGAAUUUUUAAUCAAAUUAUUCGUUUAAUAGAACCACAUAAGUCCUAUUUACGGAAUAAAAUAUAUUUAGUCCUAUUUUUGAAUUUUAUGUAUGUUUUAGUCCUGCAUUGAGCAAUUUGUAAUCAUAUGUAUUGACUGAUUCUGCUGAAAUUUAUGAAGUUCUCGGUGAAGUGGUUGGAUUGGAAGAUUUUACUAAUUUAUGAAAAAAUUAUAUUUAAACCAUACUCCGUAUUAUAUUAAUAAAAUAAAGAAAAAUUAUAUGAAAAAUAGCUAAAAUGAUCCGCUACAGUAACAUCAGCUGAUAGAGCCAGGAAAUAACUCCAAUCUUACUUUUUCUUAUUACUACCUCCGUCCCCCUAUGUUUGGAACAAAGAGGUGUAGUGGGAUUUUUAAGAAAAAAUAGAAAUGUGUGAUUGGUAUUAAAUUGAUACAGUGUGAAAGAAGUAAGAAUGAAUUGUAGCCACCCAAAUAUUACCAAAUAUGGUAUGAGACAAACUUAAUGGGACGGACGAAAAAGGUAAAACGGGACAAAGUUAGGGGGACGGAGGGAGUAUUACUUUAUAAAAAAAUGUCAGAUUGUCCACAUUUGGUAAAUUCCACUUUUGGUCCCAUGACUAUUAUACCAUUUCCACAUUUAGUCCCUUACUUUCAGAUUGUCCACAUUUAGUUCGUGACCAUUAUCCCCUCACCACACCUCGUCCUUCCGACCAAAAUUCCGACAAAUUUAGUCCACUUCUCAGCCUUAAAAUCAGUCUUUGCAUUAAAUUUUGUAUCAGGUUGGGUUUUUCAUAGUAGUCUUUGCAUUAAAUUUGGUUUUUCAUACCUAAAAUCUGCAUUAAAUUUGCCGGAAUUUUGGUCGGAAGGACGACGGGUGGUGAGGGGAUAAUGGUCACGGACUAAAUGUGGACAAUCUGAAAGUAAGGGA
Cuscuta europaea is the source of this 8393-nucleotide messenger RNA. NCBI's taxonomy places the organism in Eukaryota, Viridiplantae, Streptophyta, Magnoliopsida, Solanales, Convolvulaceae. The record is from the annotation of a GenBank genome assembly.